Mya arenaria is the source of this 1203-nucleotide messenger RNA. RefSeq lists its product as uncharacterized. The record is from RefSeq and is a predicted model, not a curated record. Lineage: Eukaryota; Metazoa; Mollusca; Bivalvia; Myida; Myidae. Gene Ontology annotation, molecular function: protein binding. Bases 1 to 1203 code for a protein of 400 amino acids. The transcript is spliced from 6 exons.
AUGGCUGAUAAUAAUAAAGGCCCAAGAAGAAAGAAACAGGAGAAUGUGGCAGCAGACUGCAUUGAUUCAGGGGAGGACCUCAAAGAUUUUGUUAUUGAACAUAUACCACCAAAAGGUCUUGGUGUUAGAACAACAAUAAAUAGAACAAAAGGAGAUUUCUUAAUGAUUUGUCCCGGCGAACUGAUAACAGAAAGAGAAGGGGAAGAACGUGAAGAACGUGAACCAUCCGUGUUUAGAUACUUCUUCCAAUAUAAAAGGAAAGGGUGGUGUAUGGAUGCUACUAGUGAAUUAGAUGUUGGGCCUCGGCUAGGUCGUCUGGUGAACCACGGUGGUAAAGGUAAAAAUUGUGUUAUGAAAACCCUGGAGUUCAACAAAAGGCCAUAUCUUUGCUUGUUUGCUGCUAAAGAUAUUCCACAAGGUGAAGAGUUACUGUAUGAUUACGGCAUUGAGGAUUUGCCUUGGGAGAGAAAAGCUGACACAGAAUUGGUGGCCGCUACUGACAAUCUGGAGAACAUGCUGGAGGCCCAGACUACAGACAAUCUGAAGAACAUGCUGGAGGCCCAGACUACAGACAAUCUGGACAACACGCUGGAGGCCCAGACUACAGAUAAUCUGGAGAACAUGCUGGAGGCCCAGACUACAGACAAUCUGGAGAACAUGCAGGAGGCCCAGACUACAGACAAACUGGACAACACGCUGGAGGCCCAGACUACAGACAAUCUGGAGAACAUGCUGGAGGCCCAGACUACAGACAAACUGGACAACACGCUGGAGGCCCAGACUACAGACAAUCUGGAGAACAUGCUGGAGGCCCAGACUACAGAUAAUCUGGACGAAAUGCUGGAGGCCCAGACUACAGAUAAUCUGGAGAACAUGCAGGAGGCCCAGACUACAGACAAUCUGGACAACACACUGGAGGCCCAGACUACAGACAAUCUGGAGAACAUGCUGGAGGCAGAGACUACAGACAAUCUGGAGAACAUGCAGGAGGCCCAGACUACAGAUAAUCUGGACGAAAUGCUGGAGGCCCAGACUACAGAUAAUCUGGAGAACAUGCAGGAGGCCCAGACUACAGACAAUCUGGAGAACAUGCUGGAUAAUAUUACAGCUUUUGAGGUCUCAAAAGUACUGAUGUCAUCAAACACAUGCUGGAGAAUUAAACGUUACAUUUGGAAAAACAGUAAUUUAUUGACAAACAUAUAA